This is a messenger RNA of Nematostella vectensis (starlet sea anemone), 2005 nucleotides long. RefSeq names its product basic proline-rich protein-like. NCBI's taxonomy places the organism in Eukaryota, Metazoa, Cnidaria, Anthozoa, Actiniaria, Edwardsiidae. The transcript is spliced from 7 exons. Bases 267 to 1709 code for a protein of 480 amino acids. Gene Ontology annotation, molecular function: actin binding. The record is from RefSeq and is a predicted model, not a curated record.
GUAGGGGUGGAUGACGACACGAAGGUUUGAUCGAAGUCGCGGCCAUCUUGCCUAGGAGAGGACCAAAACUUUCAGAAUUCCCGGCUCUCGUAUACAAGAUCGGAAUACACAAUCAUAGUAGAAAUAACGACUGCACAAGAAAUGAGGUCUGCUUUAUGUAAGGGCUAAGUUUAAAGACUGGUUCAAGAGAGUUCACGAUAAGUUUAUUUUAGUUUGAAUGUGUGAAUAACAGGAGCACUUAUUUGUGCUAGUCCAACAGUGCAAAUAUGCCACCACCCCCACCCCCACCGGGUCCCCCUCCACCUCCCUCUGCCCCAUCAGGACCAGUCAAGCCUCCUCCAUCUUCUAAGAACAGGGGAGCCCUUCUCAGUGAUAUACACAAAGGUGCAAGAUUAAAGAAGACAGUGACAAAUGAUAGGAGUGCACCUGUAGUAGCCAAUGAAAAGAAAUCUAGUAGUGGCGGAAACCUCAGCAGCAGCAGUAGCAGUACUGGUGGCGGUGGUGGCUUUAGUGGCGGGGGAGGUGGCAGCAUGGGUGGUGGAGGUCUUGGGGGUCUUUUUGCUGGAGGCAUGCCCAAACUUCGCCCUGCAGGGGAGAGGAAAGCUGCUGGUGCAGGACCACGAGGACCAGCACUGAAGCCCCCAGGGUUCCGAACUACAGCGCCACCUCCAAAAAACUCAUCUCCUCCGCCACCAUUCGGUGCACCACCCCCUCCUGAUAGAGGUGGUCAGCUUGCAAAAAAACCUUCUCAGGGGUCAUUCCCCCCUCCGCCCCCAAUGGGGAAACCUCCUCCUCCUUCUGGCAACAAACCCACUUUUGGAAAUUCGAGAACAUCAACAAAUGGUCCACCACCCCCUCCACAUAGCAGACAUGGGAGUGCGCCACCACCUCCAGAGCGUUCCUCCGGGCCACCACCACCCCCUCCUGGCAGAGGGCCUUCUCAGCGUUCUCUCGCACCGCCGCCGACUGGUUCUUCAAGACCACUGCCAGCUCCACCACCUGGGGAAAACAGGCCACCACCCCCAAUGCGGGGUCCAACUUCUGGAGGAGAACCACCACCACCAAAAAAUGCUCCUCCCCCGCCAAAAAGAGGAAGUUCUAACCCACCUCCUCCCCCGACAAGAGGGCCGCCCUCGAAUUCAUUUACGACACAAGGACCACCUCUGCCACCAAGUAGAGACCAAGCUCCUGCCCCGCCCCCACCAUUGAAUGCAACUCCACCACCGCCUCCCCCUAGUAGAGACCAGGUACCAUUACCACCCCCUCCACUAAGAGGUCAGAUAGCCCCUCCGCCACCUCCAAUAUCGAAGCCGCCAACCUCGACAAGGUCAGCUCCUCCUCCACCACCAGGAAGGGCACCACAACCAUUAGGUGGACCCCCACCACCUCCGCCAGGUAGAAGGCCACCCUCUGGCAAGAUAAAUCCCCCACCUCCGCCGCCACCUGCAAUGGACAAGCCAAGCUUUACUAAUGGACCAGUAUCUAAUAAUAUUAUGGACUCCAAAAAUUCUUUUGAGUGCAGAUUCAAUUUUAGAACCUUAAAUGAGCUUCCACCGCCCGAGCCUUACCAAGAUACACCUAAAACAUAUCCUAGUAAAAACCAACAGAAGGCAAACAGAGGUAACCCAAGGCCUGCUUCAUCAUCCAGAGGAGCACCGCCACCCGUACCACCCUCGAGAGGGCCACCGCCCCCUCCACCACGACAAUAGCAAUGACAAUUUGGUUGUAGAUUUGUUUAUGAAUUUGAUAAGAAAUGAUGGGAGGGAAUAUUUUAGUGUCACCUACAUGGUAUUGAUUAUCCUGAAGAGAGUAUUUCAUCUUGAAAGAGAUCGAUAUAGGUGACCAAAGGCAGUGAGUAGCCUCUAUUUUGGCCUAAUUACUGCAAAUAAUUAGGUUUUUGUGAAGUUUGUAUGUUUUAUAUUGCUGUGAUUAUAAAAUAGGUCUGGUGAAUGUUUUACCAGCCAGUAAAUACUCAUGAAGUUAAAUAAAUACAACAAAUUACAAA